Nerophis lumbriciformis (worm pipefish) is the source of this 1461-nucleotide messenger RNA. The record is from RefSeq and is a predicted model, not a curated record. Lineage: Eukaryota; Metazoa; Chordata; Actinopteri; Syngnathiformes; Syngnathidae.
AUGUUCACGGACUCGUGGGCCCACGAGGCAGACAUUCAGGAGGCCAACACUGCGCGCGUGCAGAUUGAGCCCACAAAAAGUAUGAGUCUUGCGAAUCGCCCACGGUUAAUGACCAGAGAUGUAAACGGAAAUUUCGAGAUGGGCAAACGUGACCGCCAUGGAAAGAUGGAAGGUGACAAAGUGGACCCAGCUGAAGUAUCCCUGCUCAAUAAAAUGAUCCGCCGCGCUCUAGUGAGGAGCAGAAAUGAAGUGGAGGUGUUACAGCGGGACCCCACAUCCCCGCUUUUCUCUGUCAAGACCUUCGAGGAGUUGCGCCUGAAACCGGAGCUGUUGAUGGGUGUCUAUGGCAUGGGCUUUAACAGGCCUUCUAUGAUUCAGGAGAAAGCUCUUCCAAUGAUGCUGGCACAGCCACCUCAGAAUUUAAUUGCCCAGUCACAGUCAGGCACAGGCAAAACUGCUGCCUUUUCUCUGGCCAUGCUCAGCCAUGUGAACUCUGCCAAUAAGUGGACUCAGGCUCUUUGUAUCGCGCCAACAUACGAACUUGCCCUGCAGAUUGGACAAGUGAUGGAGCAGAUGGGCAAACAUUGCCCUGAAGUCAAACUAGCAUACGCCAUUAGAGGCAACAAAAUGGAGCGAGGGAAGCAGUUGCAAGAGCAGAUUGUGGUUGGAACACCUGGCACCAUCCUGGAUUGGUGCACCAAGUUUAAGAUGAUUGAUCCCAAAAAGAUCACCAUGUUUGUGCUGGAUGAGGCUGACGUAAUGAUUUCCACUCAAGGCCAUCGUGACCAGAGCAUCCGCAUUCACAGGCAGCUGUCAAAAGACUGUCAGAUGCUCUUCCUCUCUGCGACCUUUGAGGAGGCGGUGUGGAAGUUUGCAGAGUUGAUUGUUCCCGAGGCCAACGUCAUCCGCCUGCGCCGAGAGGAGGAGACUCUGGACACCAUCAAGCAGUUUUACGUCUUCUGCAGGAGCAAGGAGGAUAAGUUCGCCUUUCUGUGCGACCUUUAUGGGAGUAUGACUGUGGCACAGGCCAUGAUCUUUUGCCAUACUCGAAAGAUUGCGACUUGGCUGGCUGUUAACCUGACCAAGAAAGGUCACAGCGUAGCAUUGCUGAGUGGUGAAUUAACUGUGAUGCAGCGAGCCAGUGUCAUUGAACGCUUUCGAGAUGGCAAGGAGAAAGUUCUUGUCACAACAAAUGUUUGUUCAAGGGGCAUUGAUGUGGUACAGGUUUCUCUGGUGGUCAACUUUGACCUCCCCGUGGACAUGGACGGCAAUGCCGAUCACGAGACGUACCUUCACCGGAUUGGCCGAACGGGACGUUUUGGGAAGCGAGGGUUCGCCAUCAACAUGGUGGACAGCGAGUACGGAAUGGAUGUCAUCCGACAAAUUGAGAUGCACUUCGAGAGGAAGAUCCCAAAAUUGGAUGCGGAAAAUGGCGACGAACUUGAGAAACAUCUCAAUUAA